AGUAUUUCCAUUGAAUUGCAGUGGCAAUGAUUGACACCGAUGAAAGUGAUUUUGAUGAAGAUGUCUUCGGGCUCAGUGAUGGCGAUGAAGAGGAAGAAGACAAGUUCGUUCCCCCAGAGCCUGAAGAGAAGAAAGCACCGUCGAAGAAUAUCUUGAAAUUCAGGAAAGCACUCGGUUUGGACGACGCCAAAGCUAAAGGCGAAGAAGCAUUGCCGGUUGUCAAUCGAAUCGAGACUAUAGCCUCAAGAAUGAAGCGAGAUCUUCCACCUCCGGAAGUUGUGAUAUUUAGUGAAAAGCGCCACACAGUCGACUCAGCUUCUCGGAGACGCAAGCGGAAAGAUGAGACGAACAUCGAGGAAAAAACGGAUGUUUCCUCGGAUUUGAGGAAGAUGAAGAACGAUGUUUACAGGUUUGGUAUCAAAGGUUUUGAAAAGAGCAAGCAGGAAUCGGCGAUGGAAGACUUGCUCUGCAGUUUGGGGGCGAGAAAGAAACGUGAUGAAUGUAUCAACUACAAAAUUUUAAAAGAACAGCGGCGAAAAGAGAAAGAAGCAGCGCUACGAGCCAAAGCCGAGGGUUCUCAUUAUAGUUCUGCCCUGGUCCUGCGUGUUGUUGGCAAAAGCAAGAAGAAGCUUUCUAAAGCUCAGAAAAAGGAUCGAAAUAAGGUUUCUGGCUUCGAUGUGCAACCUGGCAAAUAUCGCGGUGGUGUUCAGUACAUUCGACCCGCGGAACUGAAAAAGCUCAAAUAAACAUCGUUUUGCUUCCAUCACA
Messenger RNA from Notodromas monacha, 768 nucleotides. The record is from the annotation of a GenBank genome assembly. NCBI's taxonomy places the organism in Eukaryota, Metazoa, Arthropoda, Ostracoda, Podocopida, Cyprididae.